AUACGGAAAGGGUUUGACCCGUGACAACCACCGUGAGUUUUGGUGAAAGCUCAUCUAAUCGGUUGACGUGAGGGGGAAGGUUUUAGUAAUUUACCAAAACUCAGAGGAGUUAAAAGUAAUUUAUCUUUUUCAAAUUUCCACUCUCCCACUCUCCCACUGGCCACUGCUAUUUAUAAUCAUGCAUUCAAAUCUCAACUCGCAAAUCCCAAGUUAUAACGCGGUAAUGGAGGAGAAGGACCAGAAGGUUACUGAAGACGAUUUCCACGUAAAAAGGCAUCGCAUUAGUCGUCCAAAGAAGCGCAAGAGAUCGAAGCAACAAGUAGUACCAGUUAGUCCACUUGUUAAGAAGUAUUGGCUUCAAAGAUACAAUCUUUUCUCGAGGUUUGAUGAGGGCAUAAAAAUGGACGAGGAAGGAUGGUUUUCAGUGACUCCAGAAGAGAUUGCAGUCAGGCAUGCUGAGAGAAGCGGGGGAGGAGUCGUGAUCGACUGCUUCUCAGGUGUCGGUGGUAAUGCCAUUCAAUUUGCAAAAAUGUGUUACCAUGUUGUUUCUAUUGAUAUUGAUCCAAAAAAAGUUGGAUUAGCCUAUAAUAAUGCAAAGAUUUAUGGAGUUGAAGAUUAUGUUGAUUUUGUUAUUGGAGAUUUUUUUCAGCUUUCUUCAUCACUAAAAGGAGACAUGGUGUUUCUUUCACCGCCAUGGGGAGGUCCAACUUACAACACCAUAAAGCAUUUUACCCUUGAUUUGCUUAAGCCAAAAGAUGGGUAUUCUAUUUUUCAAGCAGCUCAAAAAAUAACACCUAAUAUUACCAUGUUCUUACCUCGUAAUGUGGACAUACACCAAGUGGAAGAACUCUCUUGGUUAUCUUCACCUCCUUUAAAUAUUGAGAUUGAGGAGAACUAUGUUGGAGGCAAGUUAAAAGGCAUGACUGCUUAUUUCAGUGGUUCUGCAUUGCUUAACCUUGGUUGCCUUAGUUGUUCUCAUUUGAAACCUUGCACUAGAUGUAAGAAAGCUGGGCAUACAGUGUAAGUUAGGAUAGAAUCCUGUGAUGGGUUGGCAGUAAUAUAUAUGGAUUUCUGUGGGAACUGACAUAAGACUUAAUCUCACAUAUCGAAUGGUUCAAGAUGUCAAGAAUGGAGCCUGAUCAUGAUGAAGCAUUUGGUGAUGGUUUCUUGUUGCAGCAUGAAAUUUGUAGGUGAGGCUAAAAUCUGAUCUUUCAUGAAGCAAAGGAAAUUUCUUUUUGGUGGGCCAUUUUGCAGUACUUGUUUCCACCUAGCAAAGGGAUUUUGCACAUGUAUUAUGGAGUGUCAGCCAUUAAUUAGAAAGAUGGUGUAUAUGGAGGUAAAUGGUGUUAGUUUGUGCAUUGCCAAUUGAAAAGGCUGGAUUCCUUACUGUUCAUAGUUAACUUUUUUGCCAUUUUCUCUUUCCAAUGCAUAGAAAAUUGUCUUGUAUGUAUGUUGAUUGUAUAAUUGUAUUUAUCUAGUUAAUGAAUUUA
Messenger RNA from Nelumbo nucifera (sacred lotus), 1490 nucleotides. RefSeq lists its product as uncharacterized. Gene Ontology annotation, biological process: 7-methylguanosine cap hypermethylation. Lineage: Eukaryota; Viridiplantae; Streptophyta; Magnoliopsida; Proteales; Nelumbonaceae. The record is from RefSeq and is a predicted model, not a curated record. Gene Ontology annotation, cellular component: nucleus. Gene Ontology annotation, molecular function: RNA cap trimethylguanosine synthase activity.